UUUGAAGUGUCCUGUUUGCUUUUAACCGCUGGAAAGCAGACCCCCCCACCACCCCCCGGACGAAGUAUCAGUGACAGUGCGGCUUCACUUUGAUCAGAGCACCCAGCGCUACCUGAAGGAGUUCGCAUGGUCUGUGGCUCAGGGACUGCGUUCCUAGAGACAGGAAGCGCACUUAGAUCRUGAAGUGGUCUGACUGCUGCUUGCCGUUAGCCUGCAGACCUGGGGAUCCCUACCAGCUAAUUGCUGAAGCAAGUGUGGACAACUUCAGCAAGCUGGGAGUGGCGUUCAUGGAAGACAGACUCCAGAUGGAUAAUGGACUGGUGCCCCAAAAGAUCGUCUCUGUGCACUUGCAAGACUCUGCUCUGAAGGAACUCAAGGAUCAGGCUGUACACAAGCAAGCCCAAGUCCUACAGCCAAACCCUGAACCCUCCCUGGAGACCGAGCCUGCGAGGGACUUUAUGGAACACCCUGGCAAGGAUGACCCAAAGGCUCUUCCAGAAGGUUCUUCUCUUCUAGAAGGUUCUUCCAAGCCGAGGAGGGGCAGUGCCUCUGGGAGUGAGCCUCCUGGGGACAGUGAGCAGGGAGCGGGCCCCCUGGAGCAUUUUCACCUCCACCUGUCUAGUUGCCACGAAUKCUUAGAACUUGAGAAUAGCACCAUUGAGUCGGUCAAGUUUGCAUCUGCAGAGAACAUUCCAGACCUUCCCUAUGAUCAUGGCUGCAGUUUGGAGGGUGUUGCCGAUGAGAUCUGCCCUAAAGAAGAAGGGAGGAGAGUCAACAUCACCGGAAAGGCGCCCAACAUCCUUCUGUACGUAGGCCCCGACUCCCAGGAGGCCCUCGGGCAGCUCCAGCAGGUGUGGUCCAUCCUGGCUGACUGUGUGGACACCAACAGCUAUGUUCUGUACCACCUGCAGGRGGAAAGUGUGCUCAGGGACCCAUGGCCAGACAACUGUCUGUUGUUGGUCAUUGCCACCAGGGAGCCCAUCCCUGAAGACCUGUACCAGAAGUUCCUAGCCUAUCUUUCUCAGGGAGGGAAGGUACUGGGCCUGUCUUCAUCCUUCACGUUUGAUGGCUUGCAGGUGACAAGCAAGGGUGUGCUGCAGAAGACAGUCCAGAGCCUGGUUUUCUCCAAGGCUGACCAGAGCGAGGUGAAGCUCAACAUUCUGAGCAGUGGCUGUGUUUAUGAGGAGGGCCCCCGGAAGCAGCUCAGCCCUGGGAAGCUCCAGGGCCACCUGGACAAUGAGGACAAGGACAGGAUGAUCAUGCAAGUGCCUUUUGGAACCUGCGGAGGGGAAGCCAUUCUUUGCCAGGUGCACUUAGAACUACCUCCCAGCUCCUUCACGGUGCAGACCCAAGAAGACUUCGACCUGCUGAAAUCCAGCAACAUGAGAAGAUACGAAGUCCUCCAGGAGAUCCUCUUGGCCCUGGGUGUCAGCUGUGACCUGCGAGAAGCUCCUGCCUUAACGCCCCUGUACCUGCUGUUGGCUUCGGAGGAAAUCCGGGAUCCGAUUAUGCAGUGGCUUGGGAGACAUGUUGAUUCUGAAGGAGUAAUAAAAUACAGCAAGCUGUCCCUCAAAUUUGUUUCAUCUUACACAUCUGAAAUAGGAAUCACUCCCUCUUCGCUACCUGUGAUCACCGAGGCAGAGGUCUUCUCGUCAGAGCAUUUUAACUUAGAGAUCUAUCGACAAAAUCUGCAGACCAAGCAGCUUGGAAAAGUAAUUCUGUUUGCUGAAGUGACCCCCACCACCAUGAAUCUCCUGGAUGGGUAAGUCCUGCCUGGGCGCCCUGGCACCCGCUCCGGGGAAGCCUCUUGUGUUGAUKGUUUUCUGUGACCCCAGCAAAGGAGCGGGGGGUGUGGUUGCACAUGAGACAUUUGAACAAACCUGUUAGCAAGGUAGAUGUUCCUGUCUGAGGAGAGCUAAAUGUAGGAAUAGGAGUUUAAUAAAAUUGCUGGAU
Molecule: messenger RNA, 1953 nt
Organism: Urocitellus parryii (Arctic ground squirrel)
Lineage: Eukaryota; Metazoa; Chordata; Mammalia; Rodentia; Sciuridae
Source: RefSeq, a predicted model, not a curated record